Molecule: messenger RNA, 1938 nt
Organism: Coniosporium apollinis CBS 100218
Lineage: Eukaryota; Fungi; Ascomycota; Dothideomycetes
Product: CAMK protein kinase
Exons: 1
Coding region: 1-1938 (645 amino acids)
Biological process (GO): intracellular signal transduction; microtubule cytoskeleton organization; protein phosphorylation
Cellular component (GO): cytoplasm
Molecular function (GO): tau-protein kinase activity; protein serine/threonine kinase activity; ATP binding
Source: RefSeq, a predicted model, not a curated record
AUGGCCCCAGUUGAGCUACCCCACACAUUCCGCAAACUUAGACUCGACACGAAGACCACCAACAGACCUCCAAAGUCCGCCUUCGCUUCUAUCAGACGCGAUGACCAUGCUACCAAUGAGCCAUCCGCCGAGCCUGCGGGAAAUCUCGAUGCAUCGACGACAGCCGACUUCAACCACGCUGCGCCCCGCUACCACAACAAGGAUAUGGGCUCGUGGGCGGACGGUGACCUGGGGCACGGCGAUGGAGAGUUUCUUCGCAAACGUAAAACCUCCAUAAGCUUCGACGCGAAGGUGACAGUGGACAGCGGAAGUCAACAUGAUCUGGAAGCGCCAUUACCUAAACCAUGGCAUACCCAAAAGACCGCCAAAGUAGAAGCCCCUCUGGAUGCUGAGGAGGGGAGCAUGGACGGCUCUAUUCAUUCAUUCCAGCGUGAACGAGCGGUGAGCGAGUCAGCACGAUCGCAUUAUGACCCGGAAACCGGCGGGCUACUGGACGACGGGAAACCCGUACACAGGCCCAUAUAUCAGACUGGCGAAAGCCGACAUCCCCUGCUGCAGACCACGGUGGAUGAACUUGCAAGAGGCGAGGCCGUGCCCACCCAGGACCGGGUUGCCUCCCUGACAUCGGACGCUACCGCAUCGCCCCCUCUCGAGGAACUCUCGACGCCUGCCGAUGUGUCGAUGGGCGAUCAGUCGUACUUGCUUUCACCCGUUCCUAUUGCCUCGCCGAUGGACUUCCCGGCCAGCCACAGCGCCACAUUCCCCAUCAGCCGGCCGUCCAGCUCGUUGAGCCAGCGUUCUAGAAGCUAUCGCUCCGAGAAGUCGGCUUUUGGGAGCGUCCGGAAGGGCAGUAGGCGGGGCACCGUUCGAUCCAACUCUUCGAUGUCCCCAGCCGCUGCAUUUCUUUCCAACUGGGGUAAAGAAGAAGCGGCGGCGGUCACGGAACCAGACGACGAGGGACAGGAGAUUGGAGACCGCAGCGGAUACUUCAUCGGCCGUCAAAUCGGCUAUGGUGGCUUUAGCGUGGUCAAAGAAGUCUCCACCAUGGAGGAAGGCCAGAAGAUUGUGCGAGCAGUUAAGAUCGUACGCAAACAGGUCGACGGCAAGGGCGAAUACGAGAAUGAGAGAGUGCAGGCCGAAUUCGAGCGUGAAGUCGAGAUCUGGCGGUUCUUGAAGCAGCGCUAUAUUCUACCGCUCAUCGCUGUAUACGACACGCCGUUUGCUACGUUCUGUAUCACGAAACUGAACAAAGGCGGCACCCUCUUCGAUCUUGUACGCAGCACCCGCAAGUCUGGAUCCCGUGGUCUACCCGCCCGCCUAGCCAAACGGUACUCCUACCAGGUGGCAUCCGCUAUACGCUACUUGCACGAGGAUGUGAGGGUAGUGCACCGCGACAUCAAACUAGAGAAUUGUCUCGUGGACAUGUCCGACCCAAAAGCCAGCACAGAGGGUGGCGACAUCCUCCUCUGCGAUUUCGGCAUGGCUGACUUCAUUACCAACGAACACCGGCACGUCCCUGAACCAUACGAUAAUGGUCCGCGCAACAUUGGGCCUUCGGAGACUAGCUGCGUGGUUGCGGGCAGCCUUCCAUACGCGGCGCCUGAACUUCUUACAUCGCGGGGCCCGCUUUACUGCCCCGCGGUCGACAUCUGGUCGUUCGGAUGUCUUGUCUAUGCAUUGAUCACGGGAGCAUUACCUUUUGAGCACGGAUUCAACCCGACGCUGACUAUGAUGAUCCUCAAGGGCGAGUACGACGUGAAUGCUCUGAGAAAGGCACCUGCUGCAAAGGAGAGCUCGGGUGACGACAUCGUUGAGCUCAUCCAAGGGUGUCUGGCAAUGGAUGUCGAGCGGCGCUGGUGCAUUGCUGAUGUGCUUGACUGUCGGUGGCUGGAGGGCUGUAGAGAGCUUUUCGAAGAUGUUGAUGGCGCUUGGAGCUGA